AAACUACAGUUCGUUUAUUCAGCUUAGUCAAAACUAGUUAAAUUCCAAUGAUCAUUUACAUAUAUACAACUCUGUUGGCGAAACAGCUGACUUGCAAUAGCAGUUACUUUGAUUUUGGUUUCUUUGCAAAAUGUUUGGUUUUGCAAAACAUAUUUUCAGCUUGCGUUUUGCCUUCUUAUUGCUAAUUGGAGCUAUACUGGUUGCAGUUUAUCAAAAUGAAGUUAAACAGCUUUGGAGCAGCGCCUUGGGUAAAUAUAUGGAUAGCGUGCCAGAGUCAACAGAGACGGUCAUAACGCAGCAGCAGCUGGCCAUGUGCAAUGGUGAAGAUGGUAAUCCUAUCUGUCUGGCUUUACUUGGUGUUGUCUUUGAUGUCUCCAAGGGCAUAAAGCACUAUGGAACUGGAUGUAGCUACAACUUCUUCGUGGGUCGUGAUGCGUCCGCUUCAUUUGUUACCGGCGAUUUCGAGAAUUAUGAUCCAGAGACUUCAGACGAUGUGCUCACUCUAAAGCCCAGCGAUUUGCUAGAGCUGGCCAAGUGGCAGCAGUUCUACGAGAAGGAAUAUACCUACAAGGGCAAGCUAAUUGGACGUUUCUAUGACGAGCAGGGCAAGUCAACCAGCUAUCACAAGAAGUUUCUGGCGCUGGUGGAUCAAGCAGAGACAGUCAAGGCUCAAAAAGAUGAGUUGCGCAAAAAAUAUCCAGGAUGCAAUAUAAAGUGGUCUGAGGAAACAGGCACUCGGGUUUGGUGCACACCCACCAGUGGCGAUGGCAUUGAGCGCAGCUGGAUUGGAUAUCCACGCAAGCUUUUUAGCCGUGAUAAUAAAAACUUUCACUGCGCCUGCGUGCCUGAGAAAGAUUUAGACAAUGCUAUGUUUAAGGCCUAUGACAAUUGUGCACCAAAUGCUUUCGAAUGCUUUUAUCGUGUAUAA
This is a messenger RNA of Drosophila busckii, 928 nucleotides long. RefSeq names its product neuferricin homolog. Gene Ontology annotation, cellular component: membrane; endomembrane system. The record is from RefSeq and is a predicted model, not a curated record. The transcript has a single exon. Bases 131 to 928 code for a protein of 265 amino acids. NCBI's taxonomy places the organism in Eukaryota, Metazoa, Arthropoda, Insecta, Diptera, Drosophilidae.